Helianthus annuus (common sunflower) is the source of this 1450-nucleotide messenger RNA. Its product is annotated as GDSL esterase/lipase APG. Gene Ontology annotation, molecular function: hydrolase activity, acting on ester bonds. Lineage: Eukaryota; Viridiplantae; Streptophyta; Magnoliopsida; Asterales; Asteraceae. The record is from RefSeq and is a predicted model, not a curated record. The transcript is spliced from 5 exons. Bases 190 to 1275 code for a protein of 361 amino acids. Gene Ontology annotation, cellular component: apoplast.
ACAAAGCUUUUAUCAUGCACAUAUAUAUGUCGAACCAAAACUAUGAUCAAUGAUCACCCAUACAUCUGUAUCUCUUUAACUGCUUUUAUUGAUCUUGUACCAACAUUUACGACCCAUAUUAAAUGCACCAUCUUUAUAUAAACACUUCUGUUUUGCUUCACACUCACACAUUUUCAAACAAAGACUUUUAUGCUCAUGGGUUCCAGAACCAGAAAGCUGUCUUGGGGGUUGGUUGUUGUAGCGGUGGCUUUUGUCAUGAUCACUACAGGUGAAGCUCAAGACUCCACCUCGUUGGUUCCGGCUAUCAUUGCUUUCGGUGACUCUGCCGUCGAUGUCGGUAACAACGACUACCUUCCCACCAUUUUCAAAGCUAAUUAUCCACCCUAUGGCCGUGACUUUGCUAACCAUCAACCCACUGGAAGAUUCUGCAAUGGCAAACUAGCCACUGAUAUCACUGCUGAUACCCUGGGAUUCACUACAUACCCCCCAGCAUAUCUCAGCCCGGAUGCUACCGGGAAAAAGCUUCUGAUCGGAGCUAAUUUUGCGUCUGCUGGAUCUGGUUACGAUGAUAAAACCGCCUAUGCAAGCCAUGCAAUCCCAUUAUCACAACAACUACAAUACUACAAAGAGUAUCAAGGCAAGCUAGCACAGGUUGCUGGAAGUGCCAAAUCAGCAUCCAUACUUAAAGAUGCAUUGUACUUGAUCAGCGCGGGCAACAGCGAUUUUGUCCAGAAUUACUAUGUUAACCCUUUUAUCAACAAAGUUUAUACGGCUGAUCAAUACGGAUCAUACCUUAUCGGAAUCUUUUCAAGCUUUGUUAAGGAUUUGUAUGGGUUAGGAGCGAGGAGGAUCGGAGUGACAUCGCUUCCACCGUUAGGGUGCUUGCCCGCGGUUAGAACUUUGUUUGGGUCCCAUGAAAAAGGAUGUGUAGCUAGUUUCAAUACCGACGCUCAAGCGUUUAACAAGAAGGUGAAUGCAGCCGCAACACAACUCGGAAAGCAACUUCCCGGUCUCAAGAUUGUUAUCUUCGAUAUAUUUCAACCGCUCUAUGACCUCGUUAAAGAUCCUGCUUCUCAUGGGUUUUUGGAGGCAACAAAAGGGUGUUGUGGAACAGGAAGGGUGGAGACAACAGUGUUUUUAUGCAAUCCGAAAUCGAUAGGUACAUGUAACAACGCGACUGAGUACGUGUUUUGGGACAGUGUUCAUCCUUCUCAAGCUGCUAAUCAAGUUCUUGCUGAUGCUUUAAUCCUCCAAGGGAUUACACUUAUCAGUUAAAUAAUUACUAUUGCACUCUUUUCUUAAACUUUGUAUAAUUCAUGUACAAUGUUUGUUUGAUUAUGUUUCUGUUACUUCAACUACUGUUUUUCUUACUUGUGUAUUCAAAACACAUGUAAAAGUCUUGUUUCAAAUUUCUUAUUGUUUAUCAAUUACAUCUUAUUUAUAAAUGUUC